Molecule: messenger RNA, 851 nt
Organism: Maylandia zebra (zebra mbuna)
Lineage: Eukaryota; Metazoa; Chordata; Actinopteri; Cichliformes; Cichlidae
Gene: lyset
Product: transmembrane protein 251
Source: RefSeq, a predicted model, not a curated record
GUGUAACACAUGACGUAAUCCUUUGGCAUCAGGUGACUUACCCGGAAGAGAGAGACGAGACUUCACGGGAACAACAGCGAUCAAAACACGAUCCUGCAGCUGGAUUUUAAUUUGAAAUAUCAGCGCGAAGGAAGUAUGGAGGAUGAUGAACUUCCGUCAGAGGAUGGGAUGGGUGGGUGUGGCUUUCUACUUGCUGCUCAGCGUCAUGGCGGCGUACUACAUCUUUGAGGUCCACAGCUUUAGUUUGGAACGUGUGCAGAGAGCAGGUACCAGCCCAUCGGCUCCACCUCCUGCUAUCACUGUCCAUGGAUCACUACUUCCUGUGUGGAUGUGGGCAUUGAUCUUCCUGCUGCCAUACUUGCAGCUCUUUCUCUUCUUGUUCUCGUGCACAAGGGCGGACCCCCGCGCUGUUGGAUACUGUGUGCUUCCUGUCUGUAUCGCCCUUCUGUACAGCCGCCGCCAUGCCGCCAAAUUGGCCAAUCACAGGGCAGCAGGAUCGCUCAUUGACACGUAGGGGACGACCAAUCAGAGAGCCUCCCACGUGAUGAGGGGUGGGAUGACAGCAGGACUAGUUUGUGAUGUCAUUUCCUGUGUGCCUUUUAAACACUCCUACAAGUUUUGCCCUGAUUGCGGCCUGACAGGAAGUUCUGCCACUCUCAGUACAGACUCACAGCACCCUGUGAAAAAAGCCCCUCCCACCAGUGGCAACCAGUCUUUUUCCCCUCUUUUUUUUUUUUUUUUUUCUGUUGUGACGUCAGUAAUGUGUUGUGAUUUGUUGCUUGGCUGUGAGUCACUUUAUUUGCAUUAGUUAUUUGUUUACUGACAAUGCAGUGAUGUUGCCAUGGUUACCU